AUGAAGGGUCUAAUAGGAUCUCCUAUCUCCAGACUGAUUAUACGGUGUUCCGGUAUUUGGGGUAGUUCUAGUAGUACUGUCAUAAAUCGCUAUAUAAUACGAUCUAUAACAAAUAGAUAUACUCCACAUCAAACGUCUAAUACUACCAUCAACCCAUAUCAUGGAAUCAUCACAUCGUCAUCAUCAUCAUCAAUCAAUACUCCUCAUAGACAUCCUAUCCUCACUCCAUCUAUACUAUCAAUAAAAUCAUCUCAUGUACAUACUCCCACCACCAACUUUAUCAUCAACCGUCAAUUUUCAAAUUCAUCAUCUAAAUAUAAUCAAACCCCUAUAACACCCCCUCCUAAAAAGUCAAUCACAGAUACACUUAAAUCAUCAGCUACCACUAUAACAAAAGCAUCAUUAUUAGCCCAAGCUAAUUCUUCAUUAUCUCGAUUAUUAAUUCAUUUGAAAUGGCCGUUAAUCAGAGGCAAAAUAAAUCAUCAUUCCACUAUAGAUAUCAUAUCAGCCUUUAUCUCAUGGUUAGUUAUGGGUAAUAUACUUUGGAUAAUCUUAGGUACCACUACAUUCGGGUUAGUAUUUAUGUAUUCCAUUCAUUAUUUUGAUCAUUUUUAUGAUACUUUUAUAAAUCAAUCCCAAGGAUCAGAUUCAUCCGAUGUCACUUCUACUACCAAGAAAGGAGAAGAAAAAGGAGUAUUAAGAUAUUUAACUAAUGCUAUACUUUCAUAUGGGUUAGGCAUUAAAAUUCAAUUUCAAAAAGGGAACAUCUUACCUGAAUUAAAAGAUGGGAAAUUAAGAUUUAAAAAUUUCACUGUGGUUUCAAAAGAUGAAAAGAGUUUCAUUGCAAGAGUUGAAGCAGUGGAUUUAACUUUAUCAUUUAAUAAAUGGUAUGAAGGGAAUGGAAUAAUUGGUGAUUUAGAAAUCUUUGGUAUGAAUGGGAAAAUUUAUAAAUCAAAUAAUGAUCAUCAAAAUUCAAAACCAUUAUCACUGGUUGAUAAACAAUCUACUACUAUAACUUAUAGAAAUCAUUUUGAAAACAUUCAUUAUCAAUAUGAUUUACAAGAUUUAGAAGAAGUUCAACAAACAAAUCAACACCAUCAACAUCAACAUCAACAUACCAAUAAAUUCAUGGAUUCAAAUUAUAAACUUGAUCAUGUUAAAAUUCAUGAUUCAUAUCUUGAAAUAUAUAAUAAUCAAGAUCAAAAUCAACAUUUACAAAACCCUCCUAUGAGAAUAACCAUCUUUAAUUGUGAUUUACCAAGAUUAUCAGGAGAUAAAAUCUUGAUUGAUUUCUUUAAUGCCAAUAAUUCAAGUGGAUUAAUUAAUGAUUCAAUGUUUACCAUUCAUAAACGUCAAGAUUUCUUAAAUAUGGAUAGUAAAAAUUUCUCCAAUGACAAAAAUAAUAGUGAUGAUAAAUUAAUUCGAUUUAAAUUAGAUUCUAUCGAUCUUGGAUCUUUGAGUCAAUCUAAUCCAUUUCUGAAAUUUAAUUGGAUUAUAAACGGUAAAGCAGAAAUCAUUGCUGAUAUUAAAUUACCUAAUAUUGAUAAAAUCGAUAAUCAUAAUUCGGAAUCCAUCAUAUCUGAUUUCUUUAAUGAAUUAUUAAGAGUUACCAGAAGUGAUAUUGAUAAUACAAUCCCUCAACCACAAACACUGUCUGAUUCAAUGGAUGAUGAUUCAACUUUAUUAAAAGGAGCUUUAACUGCUUUAUAUCAAACUUUUACGAAACCUCAACAUGAUAUCACCAAUCAAUCAGAAUAUGUUAUGGUUAAUGUUAAAGUUAAAUUUUAUGAUUUGAAAGCCAGUUUACCUAAGAAUUUACCCAUGUCGAAUUCCAACAAUAUUCCAUUUAUCUCAUUACAAGAUUUAAGAUCAUUAAUUGGAUUUAUCAACAAUUAUAAUGAUGAAACCCAUGAUCAUAAUGAACAUCAACAUCAACACACUACGCCCAUUUCAACCUCAUCUACAUCAAUGACAACGACUUCACCAGCAGAUACCACCACCAAUACUACUACAUCACGUCCAAUCAUCAUUAAAACUACUGUUAUUGAGAAAAUAACUGAUUUAUAUCAUAUCAAUAACUUAUCCCAAACGAAAAUAUUUGAUUCAAUUAUAAGUGAUAUAUAUGAAGAUUUAUUAAAAGUAGUCAAACAAGAUGAAAAGAGAAUUAUUCAUGAAAAAUCAUCAAUGUGGUCUCAUUCUCUUGCGAGUCAAUUGUUAUUAUUAGGUCUUGGUGUAAUUGUUUAA
Scheffersomyces coipomensis is the source of this 2244-nucleotide messenger RNA. RefSeq lists its product as uncharacterized. The record is from RefSeq and is a predicted model, not a curated record. The coding region runs from base 1 to 2244 and encodes 747 amino acids. The transcript has a single exon. NCBI's taxonomy places the organism in Eukaryota, Fungi, Ascomycota, Pichiomycetes, Serinales, Debaryomycetaceae. Gene Ontology annotation, biological process: mitochondrion inheritance. Gene Ontology annotation, cellular component: mitochondrial inner membrane.